AAGGGAACAAAUAUUCUUAUUUUGUAUUUUUAAAAACAACAUUUCAAUAUGGAUCCCGAAGAAAAACAAUUAAUUGGUUCAAUACUUAGUGGUAUGUGAAUAUAAUAACAAUGUAUUAGAUGAAAGUGAAGUGUAAAUGUAUGAAAGGAAAUAAACUAGAAAAAAGAGUAAAUUAUCACUGAACGCCAAAGAGUUUUAACCUACUUUGAUUAAUUCCAUUGAAUAAAUUGAAAUUCAUGGAGAAAAUUAUGGAAAUGACACUUUAACUUACAAUUCCACAAACACACAACCUUAUAUGUAUAUAUUCUAAUUAUAAAUAUUAGAUUUAACGAAAGACAAAAAGAAAAGAAGCCUUCAAUUAAAAUUCAUCAUGAAUUAAAGUAACUAUAAUUUUCCCCUAAAAAACAUCAAACUAUGCAACCUAUUACUUAGGUUUAAACUUUAUAUUUGACAUUUAACAGUCAUCCUUCACUAUAAGAAGAUAAUUAAGUUCAAUUAUAGUUGAGACAAGAUGAUUUGCAAUUUAGAAAUUGUUUGGUAAUUAUAUAUUGUUUUAUUUAAGGAAUAAAUAUGUGGGAAUUAAAAUGCUUCAAGAAAUCUAUAAAAGAUUUUUGAUAAUGGCACCACUUUAUAAAGAAGUAUGAUCUUUGAGACUAUUGAAAAAAAUUUAAUUAAGACGUCAAAAGAUUUAUUUGGAAAUUAUUUGGUUUAAAAAAUAUUUUUGUCAGGUAUUUCAAUAAAAUUAUUGAUUUAGGUGAAAAAUAAUGGAAAUUCAGUUUAUUUUACUAAUUUAAAGGACAUUUAGUUGAAUUAUCCAAAAAUUAAUAUGCUUCUAGAGUAAUACAUAGAAUGAUAGAAUUUUUAAAAGAUGAAGACUAUCAUUUUUCAAUUGAAUUUAUGGAUGAGAUAAAAUAAUAAGUCAGACAAUUAAUCAAUGAUAAUAAUGGUUGCUUUGUAUUAUUAAGUUGUUUGGACAAUUUUGAUUAUAAGAUUUGUGAAUAUAUGAAGAAACAUAUAGAAUAAUCAGUCUAUUCUAUGUCUUAACAUACAUAUGGAUGUAGAAUCAUUUAGUUUAUGCUUCAAAAACAAUAUAGUUUAUCCUUAUUAGACUAAAUUAUGGAUGCAUCAUAGUAAUUAUGUAUAUGCGAGUUUGGUAAUUACAUAAUUUAGUUUAUUUUGAAGAGUAAUUUCAAACAAUAAAAAAUGGAACUUUUCAAAAUUAUUAAGAGUAAUUUCUAAACAUUAUCUUAUAACAAAUAUGGGAGUAAUGUUGUAGAAGUAUUUCUUGAAGUAAUUGAUUAAGAAGACAUAAAAUUUGUAACUAAUAUAAUGUUAGCUGCAGAUUCGGAAAGCAAGUAGAUUUAAUUUAAAAUUUUAGUUAUUAAUUUGUAGCUUUUGCUACUCAUCCUUUUGGAAACUAUGUUUUUAAAAAAUACUUAUAGUUAGAUCAGUAAUAAAUCAUUCCAGUUCUUGGAAUAAUGAAAAGACAUCCAGAAAUACUAUAAUAAAUAAAUAGUUCUGAAUAUGGAUAGAAGAUAUUUUCUGUUGUUGAGCGAUCGAUUCAAUUUAUAUGAAAAAAAAGUUUGUGAAUUGUAUUAAGUUUGUAUUAUGUCG
Molecule: messenger RNA, 1614 nt
Organism: Paramecium sonneborni
Lineage: Eukaryota; Ciliophora; Oligohymenophorea; Peniculida; Parameciidae
Source: the annotation of a GenBank genome assembly